Molecule: messenger RNA, 1725 nt
Organism: Thermothelomyces thermophilus ATCC 42464
Lineage: Eukaryota; Fungi; Ascomycota; Sordariomycetes; Sordariales; Chaetomiaceae
Exons: 3
Coding region: 249-1589 (446 amino acids)
Cellular component (GO): cytosol
Molecular function (GO): 3'-5'-DNA exonuclease activity
Source: RefSeq, a predicted model, not a curated record
UUCCACCUAGAGGACGCUAGGCUCGGCGAGGAAACAGCACCCUGGAACGAGGAAUGAGGACGGCUCCGAUCAAGACCCCGGCCACCAACAAGGAGACAUAUAUGAAAGCCACAGGCGAAAUGCUUCAUUGAACAGGCCGUUUUGACAGACAGACUAUGAGACUGAGGCCGUCCGUUUCAGUGCUACGGAACUCACUUGCGAACCUUUCAACCUUGGGAGCAGUGCCCCAACAAUCUGCAACUGCCAGAAUGGCCAGAAUCAACACGCAACAAGCGAGCGGCACACCAGCCACGGCUUAUACGCCGAGAUACAUUGAUAUUGGCAUCAACUUGGCAGACCCCAUCUUCAGGGGCCGCUAUCAUGGUAAACAGAGACAUCCUGAUGAUCUGAAGGCGGUCGUGGGGAGGGCCGUCGAGGUCGGGUGUACCAAACUCAUUGUGACCGGCUCGUCGUUCAAGAGCUCGAGAGACGCACUCAAACUCGCCAAGGAGUUCCCGGGCACCGUCUUCUCAACUGCCGGCAUCCACCCCUGCAGCAGUUCCAUCUUCAGCCCUUCCCACCACAAGCACCACGAUGAGAGCCAGAGCGAAGGCGAGGAGGACGAACACACACCCGCCUGCGACCCGGACCCGUCAAAGCCCAUACCUGACGGCGAGGGCGUCGACCACGAGCGCAGCACCAAGAUCAUUGCCGACUUGAGCGACUUCAUCACCCAAGCCCGCAACAACACGUCCUCAUCGUCUCCGGGGCUCGUCGCCUUUGGCGAGUUCGGCCUCGACUACGACCGCCUGCACUACUGUUCCAAAGAAGUGCAACUCCACUCCUUCGCCGCCCAGCUCGCCCUGGCUGCCUCCCUCACGCCGCAGCUCCCCCUGUUUCUCCACUCGCGCGCCGCCCAUGCCGACUUCGUCCGCCUGCUCAAGGAAGCCUUCGGUCCGCGCCUGGAGCGCCUCGAGAAGGGCGGCGUGGUGCACAGCUUCACGGGCACGGUCGACGAGAUGCGCGAGCUCAUGGACCUGGGGCUGUACAUCGGCAUCAACGGGUGCAGCUUCAAGACGGCCGAGAACUGCGAGGUUGUGCGGGAGGUCGACCUGUCCCGGCUGAUGAUCGAGACGGACGGCCCGUGGUGCGAGGUCAGGCCGAGUCACGAGGGAUGGAAGUACCUUGUCGAGUGGGAGGCCAAGGCCAAGGCCGCUUCCGAGGCCAUUGCUGCGGAAGAGGCCGAGGUUGCUGCGCCGGCUGCGGCGGCGGCGGCGGCGGCGGCGAACAAUUCUACAAAUUCCUCGGAAGGGCAAGAGAACGUUGAGCAGCCGGAGAGGAAGGAGAAACCAAAGAAGCAGCAGCAGCAGCAGCAGCAACAACAACAACAAGGAAAGAAGAACCAGAAGAAAGAGCCCGAGGUUCCAGAGCGGUACAAGGUGGUCAAGAAGGAGAAGUGGGAGGAGGGCGCCAUGGUCAAGGGCCGCAACGAGCCGUGUACCAUCGAGCGAGUAGCCAAGAUCGUGGCGGGCAUCAAGGGCGUUUCCCUAGAGGAGGUGUGCGAGGCGGCGUGGGCUAAUACGGUCAAGGUGUUCGGGCUAGACUCAUAGACACUGCGCAUUUCCGUUAGACAAUUUGUUCCUCAUAUCCCUUCGGCAGAUACACAAAAGACGCCCUCAGAUGGUUCAUAUCUGACGAGACGUUUCCAGAAGCAGCAUGCAUGUGCAUCUCGAAGUAGGUGCGCCU